Molecule: messenger RNA, 291 nt
Organism: Caenorhabditis angaria
Lineage: Eukaryota; Metazoa; Nematoda; Chromadorea; Rhabditida; Rhabditidae
Source: the annotation of a GenBank genome assembly
AUGAGCGAGGAAUCGGUUCCAAUGGUUAGUUAUUUUACUGAAUUUCUCGACAAAAUUCAAGAUUUUCAGACAAUUGGUUGGUUCGAUAUGCCAUUGGAGAUGAGAGAAAUGAUUAUGGAACAAAUGGAAGUUAAGACGAAAGGAAAAUUGUUGCAAUGCUCGAAGGAUUGUGAUAAAGAAGUCAAAGGAAUGAAGAAUUUCAUUCGCAGAAUCCGACUUAUUUUGUCUUCAUCAAAAGUUUGUAUUCAAGUGUCAUUUAAUUGUGUCAAGAACAAUACCGCUCUUCAAUGA